Molecule: messenger RNA, 1461 nt
Organism: Chaetomium strumarium
Lineage: Eukaryota; Fungi; Ascomycota; Sordariomycetes; Sordariales; Chaetomiaceae
Product: glycoside hydrolase family 6 protein
Exons: 2
Coding region: 155-1345 (396 amino acids)
Biological process (GO): cellulose catabolic process
Molecular function (GO): hydrolase activity, hydrolyzing O-glycosyl compounds
Source: RefSeq, a predicted model, not a curated record
GGACCUUUUGUCAGGGGACCAUUGCAGCGCCAAGUCGUUCUCGUCCCCGGUAUAAAGACGAGCCACCCUCCCUCGGUUGCCGGGAAGGAAGAUCGCUCGACCCAGGCAUCGCAUCGCGAACAGCAGCUGUCGUGAAAGGUGAUCUUUGCCCAAUAUGAAGAUUUCGCAGUCCACUGCACUGGCGGCGUUUGCCGCCGCGGCCAUGGCCGCACCCUCGUCCACGACUCCCCAGAAGCCACGGCAAGCGUCGUCGGGCUGCUCGUCUGCCGUCAAGCUCGAUGCCAGCACCAACGUUUUCAAGAAGUACACGCUGCACCCCAACAGCUUCUACCGCGCCGAGGUCGAGGCCGCCGUGCAGCAGCUCUCGGACCCGAGCCUCGCCGCGGCCGCCGCCAAGGUUGCCGACGUCGGUAGCUUCCUGUGGCUCGACACGAUCGAGAACAUCGGCAAGCUGGAGCCCGCCCUCGAGAACGUGCCCUGCGACCACAUCCUGGGUCUCGUCAUCUACGACCUUCCCGGCCGUGACUGCGCCGCCAAGGCUUCCAACGGCGAGCUCAAGGUCGGCGAGCUCAACCGGUACAAGACCGAGUACAUUGACAAGAUCGUCUCGAUCCUCAAGGCGCACCCCAACACCGCCUUCGCGCUGAUUAUCGAGCCCGACUCGCUGCCCAACCUGGUCACCAACUCCGACCUGAGCACCUGCCAGCAGAGCGCCUCCGGCUACCGCGAGGGCGUGGCCUACGCGCUCAAGAACCUCAACCUUCCCAACGUGGUCAUGUACAUCGACGCCGGCCACGGCGGGUGGCUCGGGUGGGAUGCCAACCUCAAGCCCGGCGCCGAGGAGCUCGCCAAGGCGUACAAGGCGGCCGGCUCGCCCAAGCAGUUCCGCGGCUUCUCGACCAACGUGGCCGGGUGGAACGCGUGGGACCUCUCGCCCGGCGAGUUCUCCAAGGCGUCCGACGCCAAGUACAACUCGUGCCAGAACGAGAAGACGUACGUCAGCACCUUCGGCCGCUACCUCAAGGACGCCGGCAUGCCGAACCACGCCAUCGUCGACACGGGCCGCAACGCCGUGCAGGGCCUGCGCAAGGAGUGGGGCAACUGGUGCAACGUCAACGGCGCCGGCUUCGGCGUCCGCCCCACCGCCGACACGGGGCUCGAGCUCGCCGACGCCUUCGUGUGGGUCAAGCCCGGCGGCGAGAGCGACGGCACCAGCGACAGCUCGGCCACCCGCUACGACAGCUUCUGCGGCAAGGAGGACGCCUUCAAGCCGAGCCCCGAGGCCGGCCAGUGGAACCAGGCCUACUUUGAGAUGCUGCUCAAGAACGCCAAGCCGCAGUUCUAAGUCGGGGUCUAGGGCGGGAAAACAGGUUAGCUCUUCGGCUGCUGCGCUGGAAGGGGGGAUGGAAGAGAUUGAACAUAGCGAGGGCGGGCGGGUGCUGUGCAAUGGUCACGCUCGCG